This is a messenger RNA of Onychostoma macrolepis, 3179 nucleotides long. It is a transcript of the gene prpf19, whose product is annotated as pre-mRNA processing factor 19. Gene Ontology annotation, cellular component: cytoplasm; U2-type catalytic step 1 spliceosome; Prp19 complex. Gene Ontology annotation, molecular function: protein binding; ubiquitin protein ligase activity. Bases 276 to 1793 code for a protein of 505 amino acids. Gene Ontology annotation, biological process: protein ubiquitination; mRNA splicing, via spliceosome; DNA repair. The record is from RefSeq and is a predicted model, not a curated record. The transcript has 16 exons. Lineage: Eukaryota; Metazoa; Chordata; Actinopteri; Cypriniformes; Cyprinidae.
AAUAUCUCUGAGCAUAAUGUCUCGGCGGAGAAUGCGCCGUGCGCCUCCUGGAGGAAGACCAUGGGUUUGAUCUUCCGCUCUUUCUGGAGGAAUCAGUAUCCCGUCAUGCACCGCUGUUUGAGCGGCACGGCACGGCACAUCAACGUGUUCUGACCAGGACAUGCAGCUCCUUCAUUGAUUUGAAAAAAAUCAUCAACUCUGUGUCCAUUUUAAGUUUAUGAAUUGAUUUUAUUUAAUCUUUGCUUGAAAAGCAGGAGCGCGUCUGUUUGAGCGAGAUGUCUUUGGUUUGUGCGAUUUCAAACGAGGUGCCGGAGCACCCCUGUGUCUCUCCUGUUUCCAAUCAAGUGUUUGAGAGACGUCUGAUCGAGAAAUACAUAGCGGAGAAUGGAGCCGACCCCAUCAAUGGACAGCCACUGUCUGAGGAGCAGCUCAUUGAUAUCAAAGUGUCUCACCCCAUUCGACCGAAGGCUCCCUCUGCCACUAGUAUUCCCGCGAUCCUCAAAUCUCUGCAGGAUGAGUGGGAUGCUGUAAUGCUGCACAGUUUUACUCUGAGGCAACAGUUGCAGACCACUCGACAGGAGCUGUCUCACGCUCUCUACCAGCACGAUGCAGCCUGCAGAGUCAUUGCUCGUCUCACGAAAGAGGUCACUGCCGCCAGAGAGGCUUUGGCUACACUCAAACCUCAAGCCGGACUGAUCGCUCCACAAGCCGCUCCUGCUUCUCAGCCUGCAGCUGUGGGUGCUGGCGGUGAGGCCAUGGAGAUCAGUGAGCAGGUUGGAAUGACUCCAGAGAUCAUACAGAAGCUCCAAGACAAGGCCACCGUCUUAACCACCGAGAGAAAGAAGAGAGGAAAGACUGUGCCGGAGGAGCUGGUCAGAGCAGAAGAUCUCGGCAAGUACCGCCAAGUGGCGUCGCAUGCUGGUCUUCACAGUGCCAGUAUACCAGGAAUCCUCUCUCUGGAUCUCUGCCCAACAGACACCAACAAAGUCCUCACCGGUGGUGCGGAUAAGAACGUGGUGGUGUUUGACCGUCGGGAGGAGCAGAUUGUUGCCACCCUCAAAGGGCACACCAAAAAGGUCUCGUCUGUCAUCUACCACCCUGCUCAGUCGGUGGUGUUCUCAGCGUCUCCAGACAGCACUAUCCGUGUGUGGUCGGUCAGCGGGGGCAACUGCGUGCAGGUGAUCAGAGCCCACGAGGCCAGUGUUACCGGCCUCUCUCUGCACGCUACCGGAGACUACUUACUGAGCUCAUCUGAGGACCAGUACUGGGCCUUCUCGGAUAUCCAAACUGGACGUGUCCUGACUAAAGUGACCGAUGAGACCGCUGGAUGUGCUCUGACCUGUGCUCAGUUCCAUCCUGACGGUCUGAUUUUUGGCACUGGCACGGCAGAUUCUCAGAUUAAGAUCUGGGAUCUGAAGGAACGGACCAAUGUAGCCAACUUCCCCGGACAUUCAGGUCCUGUGACGUCCAUCGCCUUCUCUGAGAAUGGAUACUAUCUGGCCACUGGUGCUCAGGACAGUUCACUCAAACUGUGGGAUUUGAGGAAGCUGAAGAACUUCAAGACAAUCACUUUGGACAACAAUUAUGAGGUGAAGUCUUUGGUCUUUGACCAGAGUGGAACAUAUCUGGCUGUUGGUGGAUCAGACAUAAGGGUUUAUAUCUGCAAACAGUGGUCUGAGGUCCUCAACUUCUCUGAUCACUCUGGUCUGGUGACCGGUGUGUCUUUCGGUGAGCAUGCUCAGUUCCUGGCUUCCACUGGCAUGGACAGAAGUCUCAAAUUCUACAGCCUGUAAUAGAAAUGGAGAACCUUCAGGGGAGAUGUGAAACAGGAUGUGAUCAUUUUCCCACAGCAAACAUGUCCGUCAGUAAUAAAUUGUGCAUGUGUAUACAUAGAUAUACAUUCACUGUCAUAUACAUUGUAGUGAUGAAUUCCUCGGACACAUACAGUAUACCUGACUUUGAAUUCAGUAACUUCUUUUGUCAGCUAUUGCUUUAAGACAGAUUUUGGCAGAUUAGGGUUGAUUCAAGCUCUCUUUUUUUUUUUUUUCCUGUCUACCUUUUUAAGCUUUGCUUGUAGACUGGCAAACUUUGUUAGUGACCCAUGACUUCUCUUUUUUUUUAUCCUUUUGUGGACAAUAACAACAAAUGUGAAAUAGAUUCCAAUAAAGUUUAAAUUGUUUUUAUUUAUUGUUUUUUUUUUUUAUUAUUAAUUGAAUAUGCACUUGCAAGAACUGAUCAGGAGUUUGUUUUGAUGCAUUCAGAAUGUCAAUUUUUACAAUGCAGAUGCAAUGCAGUGUAUUUUUGCAGUGUUUGACAGAAGCCUUACAGAGAACAGUGCCUUAAUAUCUGUGAGCUGGACAAUAUCAGCCACUGCCAGGAAGAGCAGGAUGAUGAAAUUUUGUGAGAAACUAAUACCGUGCAAGGGAUCAUCAUCCGUCUGUUGACUUGGAACCUUUGAUCUCACAUUACUGGCACUUAUCAGCCUAAAGCCUGUUCAAGCAUGAUCCCUCAGGUUUUUGACCUGCAUUUUGAAUGCAACUUUAAUUAAAAUAUAUAGAGAUAUGGCCAAGAUGAGCCAUUAAUGUUUUCAUCCACUUUGGCAGAAGAUUAAAAAAAACAUUUAUUUGAGUGUUAAAAACCUACUUUUUGGAGUACUGACGUGAUGUAUCAUGCAUUUUUAAGGUUUCUAAAUUUAGCUAAACUGCUGAAAAACUUGUUGCACACAAUCUACUACAUGUAUUUUGUUGCCUGAUUGGUAGUUUAUUAUACUUUUGUAGCAAGGCUGUUUAGUAAAAUUCUAAAAAGACAAGACAAAAAAAAAACGUAUGUUUUUUGCUGUGAAAUACCUUGAGCAAUUUUUAUAGCAAUAUUUUGACAGAAGCAUUUACAGGACUGAAGCAAUUUAGGUUUGCUUUAUCCAUAAAUAAUUUUUAGAAGCAUUUAGUUAAAUAGUAUCAAAUGAUGCAUUAGGCUUUUAAAGCACGUUUAUUUAUUUGUCUUUUUUCAACUUUGUUUUGCCCCCCACAUCAAAAACUACAGAGCUUUGAUAAUAAAUCUGACCAUGUUUCUUACUAAGACUGUUGAAAUUAUAGUACAAAUAUAUAAAGUACUUAUAAAAUGUCAACCUUUAUCUCACAAUAUUUUUUUUCAUAUGCAUUUUAUGUAAGUAAUGUAGACCU